GCUAUCUCCCGGUCGGCAUAGAUCAAUUGUCAUGAUAUGAUAGCUCUUCGAGGGCGAGACUUCAUUGUAUGCGCCAAUCUCGACAACUCCACGAUCCCCGGAGACUGUCCGACUUGCACGAAGCACACUUUCCACUCAUCGAUACACUGCCGGCUUCGUCACCAGCAAUACACUCUUUGAGCAGCAGCUUACAAUCAUCAUGGCGGAAGACAGCAACAUCUUCCACGGCUUCAGGUACUACUACUUCGAACCGUCCCUCCCGGCAGCCGCCACAUUCCUCGCCCUCUUCGCCAUCACCACCGCCGCCCACGCCUUGCAGCUCUACCGCCACCGUACCUGGUACUUCAUUCCUUUCCUCGUCGGCGGCAUCUGUGAGACGGUCGGCUACGGCGCCCGAAUUGCCUCGUGCCUCCAGACGCCCAAGUGGACCCUCAUUCCGUACAUCAUCCAGAACAUCCUGCUCCUGAUAGCUCCGGCCCUCUUCGCUGCGUCCGUCUACAUGAUCCUCGGCCGUCUGAUCCGCCUCGUCGAUGGCGCCAGGUAUUCCGUGAUUCCUCUCAAGUGGCUCACCAAGAUCUUUGUGACGGUGGACAUUAUUGCGUUUCUCCUCCAGGGCGGUGGCGGCGGCAUCCUUGGCGUAGCAAAGGACCUUCAAGCGAUGCACACGGGCGAGUCCGUCAUCAUCGCGGGCCUUUUCGUCCAGCUCGUCGGCUUCUCCGUCUUCAUCGCUGUCGCGGGCCUGUUCCACCGACGCAUCAGCCUCCAGCCCACGCCCGCAUCCUCCACGACGACCCUCGCCCGCCGCGUGCCUUGGCAGCGCUACCUCGUGGUGCUGUACCUUGUCUCCACGCUCAUCCUGGUCCGCUCCGUGUUCCGCGCAAUCGAGUACAUCCAAGGGUUUGGCGGGUACCUGCAGAGCACCGAGCUGUUCCUGUACGUGUUCGAUGCGGCCCUCAUGCUGCUUGCGAUGGGUCUCCUCAACGUGUGGCAUCCGAGCAGCAGCACCGUCUCCUCGUCUGGCCGAAAGGUGGGCACAAAUAUAGAGUUCUCUUGAUCAUAUCUGUUGUGUUGUGCUGUGCUCCCCGUGAGGUUCUGUGAAUCCGGGGGUUGAUCGGGGAAAGGGGAGAAUAAUUCCUCGGGCAACCCCCACUCCGUGUGCGUGCGCACGUGCAUAUGUAAAGGGAAGUUGGAUAUCAGCUCUUCAUAACGUAUAUAUAUUCCCCGUGGACGAAACUUCGGAAAUCCUUGUAUCACAGUACAGAAGGCAGUAGACGGCCUCAACUGUAAGGCACCCCGGUCCCCGCAUGAGACAGAAGUCCACGAGUUAUCACGGUUCACUUACCAGACGUGGUUGUGUCUCAGUCGGCAAGAGCUACAAUGUUUGGCCCCAAGAGUGCUCUGAAAGGGCGCAACCCAAAAUGAUUAAAUAUCGAGACGGACCAAUCCUCACUGAAUUGUGUACAGCGGCAUCCUGUAUAGACGGUGAACUUUGGUCAAAGCACCGGAAAACGGAAACGAGACAACACCAUGUCACG
This is a messenger RNA of Microdochium trichocladiopsis, 1535 nucleotides long. RefSeq names its product RTA1 like protein-domain-containing protein. NCBI's taxonomy places the organism in Eukaryota, Fungi, Ascomycota, Sordariomycetes, Xylariales, Microdochiaceae. The record is from RefSeq and is a predicted model, not a curated record. Gene Ontology annotation, cellular component: membrane. Bases 200 to 1054 code for a protein of 284 amino acids. The transcript has 3 exons.